CUGUCGUACAAGAUUGUUGCCGAUAUGCAUAUUAAAUUUACACAUCUGGGGUCUUCACAGCUGAUCAAGAAGGUUAAGGAGCGAUAUCAUUUCCGAGAUCUUCAGAAGAUUGUACGCCGUUGUGUGCGUUCCUGUCGUGCAUGUAUUAAAGCUAAUGCGGUGAGGAGCUUCAACUCGGGGGGAGGCCAGCGGCAUGUGAAGGACUUACUCCCCUUUCAAGUCCUGGGCGUCGACAUUUAUUUGCCAUAUCUCAAAGAUGGCACUUCUC
Messenger RNA from Perkinsus marinus ATCC 50983, 268 nucleotides. RefSeq lists its product as hypothetical. The annotation marks the transcript as partial. The record is from RefSeq and is a predicted model, not a curated record. The transcript has a single exon. NCBI's taxonomy places the organism in Eukaryota, Perkinsozoa, Perkinsida, Perkinsidae.